CCCGCGGCACGGUGCUUGUGUUGCUGCCCAAUGAUUAACCACCGGAGCGAUAAAGCGAAGGAGAGAGAGAGAGAGAGACGCCGCGGCCUCAGCGAGGGGGAAGUCGAGUAAAGAGGAAGGAACGCCGACCCGACGGUGGCCGUCGGGGAGAUAAAGAGGAAGAGGCCCGACGCCUCAGCAAGAGGGUUUAGUUUGCUUUGAGUCCGGCGUCUCCAUGGAGGCGGGAAGGGCCGUGGAGCUGAGCGACGGCACCGUAUGCCCUUCUGGGAUUUCGGGACGUGGAAGGGCUCCCGUCCGCCCCGCGCCUCGCCGCAGGGCGCGGUGGAGGCCGCCAUCGCGGCGGGCUACCGCCACAUAGACACCGCCCGCCUCUACGGCAACGAGGCGCACGUCGGCGAGGCCCUGCGCUCCAAGAUGCGGCAGGGCUUCGUCCGCCGCCGCGACAUGUUGGUCGUCGCCAAGCUGUGGUGCACCCACCACGCCCCAGAGGACAUCCCCACAUGCCUGAAUAAGUCCCUGAAGGAUCUGCAGCUGGACUACCUGGACCUUUACCUGGUGCAUUUCCCCGUCGGCCUGAAGAAAGUGGGCGACGAGCUUUUCCCACAGAAGGACGGACGGGUGCUGACGUCUGACGUGGACUACGUGGACGUGUGGAGGGGGAUGGAAGCCCUGAAAGCCUCGGGGAAGGUGAGGAGCAUCGGCGUGUCCAACUUCAACAGGCUGCAGCUGGAGAGACUCGUCGCCCUGUGCAGAGAACCUCCUGCCGUCAACCAGGUUGAGCUUCAUCCCUACCUGGCGCAGACAGAGAUGAUAGAGUUCUGCAGAUCCAAGGACAUCGCCGUGACCGCCUUCAGCCCCCUUGGACCCCCAGAGACGUCCAGAGGAGAUGGGGAUCCAGAGAAGCUCCUGGAGGACCCCGUGGUGGCAGAUAUAGCCCAGAAGCACAGACGCAGUCCUGCACAGAUACUGCUGCGGUACCACGUGCAGCAGAGCGUUGCAGUCAUCCCAAACAGCGACAACCCCCAUCGCAUCAUGCAGAACACCAAGAUCUUUGACUUCAGUCUGACCGACGAGGACACGAGGGCACUGAGAGGACUGGACCGCGGCCGGAGGACCUUCACGCUCGAAGAAGUCCAGUCUCAUCCGUACUACCCCUUCGCAUGAGGAGAGGAGAGACGCCGUCUUCUAUCACCACGGCAACGAGGCUGGAGAGCAGCUGCAGGCGGCGCCACGCGCCGGGGAUCCUCCAGGCCUCGUUUGCUUAAUCCUCAAAGUGAAAACGGCCCUUUAAGAACGUGAUGUAACAAAGACCAGGUUGUCCGUCAGAUUUUGUAAUGAAUAAAACUGCACGUUUGUCUCAA
This is a messenger RNA of Gasterosteus aculeatus aculeatus (three-spined stickleback), 1361 nucleotides long. Its product is annotated as aldo-keto reductase family 1 member C1. The record is from RefSeq and is a predicted model, not a curated record. Gene Ontology annotation, molecular function: oxidoreductase activity. NCBI's taxonomy places the organism in Eukaryota, Metazoa, Chordata, Actinopteri, Perciformes, Gasterosteidae.